AUGUUCCGAAGCUGCACGAGCGCGCCCCCAGAGUCAGUGCCGUCGAACACCGAGACCCCGGGCGCGAAACUGGCGAAGAAGGGGCCUAAGCGGUGUACUGGGCACGCGACGCGGACCCCGGGCAAGGCCUCACACAGUACGCGGGGCAAGAAAGUGUACGCGAACGGAUAUAGCAUGGCGAACGGACGAAGGCUCCGCUGGUGCUGCGCGCCGGAGUUCUCCGACGCGCGCCAAAGCCAUUUCGACGUGGCGCGUCGCCGCUCGUCGGUCCCGGUUGGCGCUCCGGGAUCGAUCGCGGCCUGCCGCGCGGUGGAUGCGGGCUGGUGCCUGCUGCUGCCCGAGGUGUCCUUCCCCGCCGCGUUGGCCGCCAUCUGCCUGGAGACGCACGCGCUGCUCUUCCGAUGGGGGACCGACACGGCCGUGCUGAGGGUGCACGGCGUGGCGGUCGUGCUGUGGCUCCUGGGCAACUCCACCUGGAUGGUGUUCGAGCUGCUGUUCAGCCCGUCGACCGGGCAGGGCCGCCACUUCCCCUGGUACUCUGGCCCCAUGGUGACCGAGAGUGAGAGCCUCUACAACAUCGGGUGCAUCUGGUCAUCGGUCCUGUUCGGAGGAGCGCUCGCCCUGCUGCUGGGGUUCUACGCGCAGGCCGCGAUGGAGCUGAGGAGGAGCAGCCAAGCCGUCCAGAUGGAUAACCCGCAGGACGCGGUCGAGUUCGACUCCGACGAGCAGGAGGAGCUGGUCUUCGGAUUGCUGACCCCGGAGGCUGCCGGGAUACAGGAGCCACGAAGUGUCGGCGCGAAACCAAGUGAGAUGAUGGAGUAG
This is a messenger RNA of Prorocentrum cordatum, 822 nucleotides long. Lineage: Eukaryota; Dinophyceae; Prorocentrales; Prorocentraceae. The record is from the annotation of a GenBank genome assembly.